Molecule: messenger RNA, 390 nt
Organism: Rotaria sordida
Lineage: Eukaryota; Metazoa; Rotifera; Eurotatoria; Philodinida; Philodinidae
Source: the annotation of a GenBank genome assembly
AUGCCAGUAAAUCCUACAACAACUGGUGACACAUUCGAUGAACAUUUGAUUGGUCCAUUUGCUGUUGUACCAAAAACAGAUUGUCCUCAUUUAGCUGCUCAUACGUAUACAUUACCACAAUCAGCACAUCGUGUUCAUGGUCGACAACCAGCUUGUACUGAUUGUGGUGAAACACAAGAGAAUUGGGCUUGUUUAGAAGAAAAUUGUAAACAUAUUGGAUGUUCGCGUUAUCAACAAAAACAUAUGUUGGCACAUCAUCAAAGUACUGGACAUAAUAUAUGUUUGAGUCUAACGGAUCUUUCAUUCUAUUGUUAUGCUUGUGAAUCAUAUAUUGAUAGUCCAAAAUUAACUCAAGUUAAUCAACAAUUAAUUGCUUCUCAGCAGCAAUAA